AAAAGCUUGGAUUGAAUGAAGAUUCAAGCUUUGGGUUGUGACUUUAUUUCAAGCGACCAAAUGGCGGAGACGAUGAUAGGGAUGAGUUCAGCAUCUGGGGAUGCGAAGUCAGGAAUCGGAGUUGAGAUUCAAAACCCAGAGAGAGAAAACAUCCGGGUCAACUUACCCGGGAAGAGAAAGAGGGUUUCUGCUGUUGAAUCAAUGACACCAGAAGAGAGAGAUGCUAGGGUUGGUGAUUUUAGACAAGAGAUCGAAGGAUUGUUCAGGUACUACAGAGAGUUGGUAGCCGAGAAGAUGAAUCUGGACAUACGUGGGUGUGCUUCGAGUAAUAUGGCGGUUGCUUGCUUGCUUGAAGAGAGUAGUAUGCCGUUCUCGAAGUUGGUUAGCGAGAUCUACGAGAAGAUGAAGGAGAUAAGCGAGGGUUCUACUAAUGGGGUUACUCUCGCUUCCGUGAAGAUUUCAGUUCAUUCCGUUGGCCAGAGAUCUUCGUAUGGAUUGACUAAUUUUGAUGCAGAUUUGUUUGAAGAUGAAACUGAUUCAUGUUUGUGGUGUUGGGAGACAAGAGACAUGAAGCUGCUGCCACAAUCUUCGCGUGGUAUGAUAAAAAUUAGACGUACAUGUAAGAAAAAGAUUCAUGAAAGGAUUACUGCUGUAACUGAUAUGAUAACUACAUUACAAAAGUCUGGAAGCUGUGUUCGUGAUCUGACAAAAGCAUCCGAAAGGCUUUGUAAAGUCUUAAAUGAGGCAGAUAUUCGAUUGAUGGCUCAAAGCAUGGUAGAGAAAAAUAGUGCCCACAUGGGAGACAAGGAAGUGAAGAAAGAAGAAAAGAAGCUAAUCAAGGAAAUGGAGAAGAUUAAAUGGGAAGAAGAGAAGGAGAAGAAGAGAAUGAAUCUGGAACUUAUGAAGGAGAAAUUGCAGAAUGAAAAGGAACUGAAGAGGUUGCAAUCAGAAGCAUUAAAAGAAGAAAGAAAAAGAGAGAAAGAGGAAGCUGAACACAGGAAACAGUUGAAGAGGAAGCAAGAGGAUGAUGAGAAAGAUCAAAGGCGUCGAGAGAAGGAAGAGGCUGUGCAAAAAAUGCAAAAUUCGUUACAAAAGCAAGCCUCUCUUAUGAAUCGUUUCCUUAAAAGAAGCAAGACCAGUGUCACUUGUCCGGAUGGGGAAUUGUCUUCUCAAGCAACAGCUUUUGUUUCACCUCCUGACAAGAGAAGCACUGUAUCUGAAUCAGUUACGUUGACAAUGGAUAACAUUCUUUCAAGGAAGGAUGAAAUGGAUGCUGAUGACAUCCUAAAAGCACACAUGAUUUCUUGGAAACGUCCAAAUAGAAAACAUCACUGGGGGAUGAGGCAAAAGCCAAAGUCUGAUGUAACCAAGAAAGUUAAAUUAAGUGCAAGCAAAACAUUGGUUGGUGAAGAUGAGUUAAACUUGGAGAAGCUUGAUGGUGCAUGGGAUGAAACACAGGCUGAUGAAAGAUCAGACAAUACCAUUUCAGAUGCUGUAGUUCCUUGCAUUCAGAGACCCAAAUGGCAUAAGCAGUUGUUGCAAUUUGAUAAAAGCAAUAGACCUGCAUUCUAUGGCAUUCGGACCAAGAAGAGCCAAGUUAUUGGACCACGAUGCCCUUUUAAGAAGGAUCAGGACCUGGAUUACGAAAUUGAUAGUGAUGAAGAAUGGGAAGAGGAGGAGCCUGGUGAAAGCUUAUCAGAUUGUGAUAAAGAUGAUGAUGAGGAAGUCUUAGAGGAAGGAUCUUCAAAAGUUGAUGGUGAGGAUGAUAGUGAAGAUGAUUUUUUUGUGCCUGAUGGAUAUCUCUCUGAAGAUGAGGGGGUACAGGUUGUUGGAAUGGAGUCUGAUAAUAUAAUGGACACGGCAGAUAAUGUGCCUGAUUGUAAAAUAGAUCCAGAGAAUGAGCAGAAGAUGCAUGUUCUUCUCAGACAGCAGAAACAUAUGUUCAAGUUGACUGAUCAUGCGCUUCGGAGGAAUCAGCCUUUGAUUAUUUCGAAUAUUAAGCAUGAAAAGGCCCCGCUCAUGUUGGCAGAGGAUCUCAGUGGUACUGCCAAGCUUGAACAGUUGUGCCUUCAAGCUUUAAGUAUGUGUCGAUUUCCUGGUGGCCCCUGCAUAGAUAUUUCCCUUGUUGAUAAUGGGCUGGAAGAGGAUGACAAUUCUCGCAUAUCAAUGAAAAAGGAAUCUUCCAUUACCCCACGUAAGGUGGCAGCUGUAUCUGAACUGGAUUUACGGGAAAUUGUAUCAACUAUUCAGUCCCACCAACAUGGUAUCAACAGAUUGCUGGAAUCUUUGCAUCAGAAAUUUCCUACCAUUCCAAAGUCCCAACUGAAAAUUAAAGUCCGUGAGAUAUCUGAAUUUGUGGAUAACCGAUGGCAGGUCAAGAAAGAUGUGCUGAAGAAUCUUGGAUUGCCAAUUUCACCAGAAAAGGGCAGUAGUAGUGUGAAAACCAAGAGUAUUGCUGCCUUCUUCUCAAAAACUGCUGGAGAUGGCAAGAAGAAGAUCAAACCCAAUUCAAACCCUUCUCUGGAAAAUAGUUUGCCAAAAGCUUCAACUUCCUCCUCAACUGCACCUGCAUUGUGAUGAUCAUCAUCUCUGUUUCUUUACUCUUUAUUUUGGAAUAACACAAACAUUUACCAUGACAAACAUCUCUCUCUGUCUCCCAAAGUCCUAUUGAUUCUUUAUGUGAGGAGAUUGGCAUAAUUUGUGCAGAACUUGGUUGUACUUGUCACAUGCAUUCAUAUCAUUAAUGAGUACAUUUGGAAAAUGAUACUUUUUUGAGAAAUUGGCAAUGUUUUGUUUUAAUAUGUUAUGCAUUU
Messenger RNA from Impatiens glandulifera, 2813 nucleotides. RefSeq names its product chromatin assembly factor 1 subunit FAS1-like. NCBI's taxonomy places the organism in Eukaryota, Viridiplantae, Streptophyta, Magnoliopsida, Ericales, Balsaminaceae. Gene Ontology annotation, cellular component: nucleus; CAF-1 complex. Bases 16 to 2577 code for a protein of 853 amino acids. Gene Ontology annotation, biological process: nucleosome assembly. The transcript has 13 exons. The record is from RefSeq and is a predicted model, not a curated record.